Messenger RNA from Lepisosteus oculatus (spotted gar), 7737 nucleotides. RefSeq names its product ITPRIP like 2. The record is from RefSeq and is a predicted model, not a curated record. Lineage: Eukaryota; Metazoa; Chordata; Actinopteri; Semionotiformes; Lepisosteidae.
AUAAUUCCUCUGAUGUUUUUUCCCCAUAAAAUCCACGCUAACUUUCGUUUAGCCCUGAUGGUGACAUUGUGAGAGGAAUGAGCAACUGGGCUAUGAAUCCCUCUUCCAGGACAUGAACGCGGGACGCUGUCUCUUUAAGAGAAGAGGGCGGGCGGGAGUGAGCCUGCACUGGAGGUUCACAGCUUCCCUCUCUCUCUCUCCCGCUCUGUUUUUUUUAAACCGAAAUUCUUCGUUAAGAGUUUGGUAUUUCCUCUGAGCUCAGAGACAGAAACUAAACACCCGGGACUCUGCGCUUUCCUGACAAAGUUGGAGGCGGAGGUGGGGGGACUUUUGAAAAACUCUCUGGAUCAAGAGGCACAUCAGAAUCACUUUCAGAGCCACGACUAGAAAACAGGAACUUCAGGGCUUGCAGUACAGCUCUUUCUGAGAGGCGACGGAAGGCUGGGGGAGCUGUUCUCUUCUAUCUGUUCGGCGGGGAGCACCGAGCAGGGCGUCUGGGCUGCGUGGAGCUGUGUCACCAUGGGAUAGUCCCACGUUGCCUGUCACUGUCUGCCCGUCUGCUGUCUGCUCUGGCCAGCAUGACGGUCUACACUCUGAACCUCAGGGUCUUCUGGCUGCUGGUCUCCUGUGUCCUCAUAGCCCUGCUGCUCAUACACCAGGCCCUGCGCAGAGGCCCGGACCCGGGGCCCGAGGGCUGCCCCGACAGAGCUCUUGGGGUCCUCUCGCUGCUCAAAUUCGCCCUGGCCUUCUCCCUGUGCUACUUCUUCAUCAGGUACUGCUCGUCCUACCAGGGCCAGAGAAGAAGGGGGUGCAGGGAGCCCCCCGACGUGACCCCCAGGGCCGGCCCUUCCAGGAGGGAGCUGCUGGAGAGCUAUUACGAGCGGCAGGUGCGCCUAUCCCCCCACGUCCUGGGCCACAGCAAGGCCCAUGUGGCCAAGCUGGUGAGCGAGCUGGUGAGGGCGGGCCGCGCCGAGCUCCCGCCCGAGUCCGCGCUGGCGUUCCGCGGCGACUUCAUCCAGAUCGGCAGCGCCUACGAGGAGCACAAGGUGGGGCGCCCCGACUGUUUCGACAUCCUGGUGCCCCUGAGGCUCCCCCGGGGGCUGAAGCUGGAGCCUCGCAGCUGCCCGGGGAAGGAGGGGGGCCCCCCCCUCUGCAGCCUGGAGACCCCCAGGAGGUCGGAAUGGCUGCGGCGGCACCGCGUCUUCGCCGAGAGCCUCCUGAGCCCGGCCGCGGGAGGAGACGCCUGUCAGCUGGGCCCCGCGCCCGUCCUGCGCUGGUUCUACCCCACGGUGCAGCGCUGCCUGGGCGCCGUCCGCUACCCCUUCGAGCAGCGCUGCUCCCUCGGCCUGUCGCUGAGCGAGGACCGCGUGAUGCUGCGCCUCACCCCGCGCUCCGACUACGUCUGCUGCCACAUCUCCAUGGGCGUGCGCCUCAUCCCCGCCCUGCCGCUGGGCGAGGGCGCCUACCUGGUGGCGGCGGCGGCGGCGGCGCGGGGCUCCCGGCAGGAGGCCCUGUGGACGCCGUACUUCCCCAGGCAGGAGCAGCGGCUGCUGGGCUGGCUGAAGGCCAGGGUGCCGGCCGGCUCCUGCCACCUGAAGUGCCUCCAGAUCCUCAAGGCGGUGCGGGACCUGAGCGGCCAGGCGCUCGACAGCCAGGGCGCAGCGCAGUGGCGGGCCGUGCUCUCCUCCUACGCCCUGAAGACCGCCUGGCUGCAUCUGCUGCUCGGCAGCCCCCCCGAGGCCUGGGAGGAGCGCCGCCUGCUGGACAGGAUGGAGGAGCUGCUGCGCGGCCUGCGGGAGAGCCUGCACCGGGGCCACCUGGGGCACCUCUUUCUGGGGGGCGACCCGGGGCUGCUGCCCGACUCCCUUGCCCUGCCCAAGCCCUUCAAGGACGCCCCGGCCUCCAACCUCCUGGCCGGGUUCGACCCAGCUGUUCUGGAGCUGGUGGCGGCUCGGCUAGCCUACUCCUGGACCCACCUUCACCGGCUUAUCCGCCUGGGCCGGCCUCAGCGGGACGUCCCUGGCAGAGGUAUGCACUGUAAGCACCUGGAGGCGGAAUAGCCCCCCCCCGACUGGCUUAAGAAGGGAUGUCUCGAACCCGAGGCCGUGCAACAGGCUCACUUUGAGUCUCCGGCUGCUCUUGAAGCGGGAUGUGUUUCUGCAGAGGUUAUCUAGCCUAGAGAAAUACUGCUGAUGUGGGAUAUGGCAGGGGCAGAAGAUCAAGAAAGCUUCACUGUUCUGUUUCGGGGGGCUGAAGGUCCUGCAGGGAUGAGACUAAGGUUCCCAUUGCAUAGGAAAUGGCAGCCGGUUCGGGUUUUAUGCAAUGUAGGGUGUUGCAGUUAUGCCAGUGCCUGGUGCGGGAUUUUAUAUGAUUGUUUCUUCUACUUGACCUAAGCAGCAAUAUUCAGCAUUUUUUGCUGAUACGGAUUCAUCAGUACAUUUAAGACAAGGGCUAUGUAUCUGAAAUGUCUACAGUUGCUCUGCAAUGGGAGUUGCAUUUACCAACCCCACACCUGCACCACAGAAAUCCCCCCUGGGAUCACCAGCUCGUGGCUGCGACCCGACUCUUUUGACCCGGACUCUGCGGGUCAGAGCCUGCUGGUGCCCACCGGGUCUGUGCCAGUCUAAUAUUACGGAGGAGCUGCACUCUGUUUGAAAUGCCUGAGAGCCAGGAACAUCUCUGUAACCUUUGCUGUUAUUUCAGAUUUCACAAACUUCCAUCUCUGCCAACAGUUUCCUCACUGGAGAAUAUUCAUCCUGUCCGGUUUCUUGAUUUCCAGGGCGAAUGGAAUCAAAAAUGGCCUUUUGUAGGAAAAUAGAAGCAACUUGGGAAAUCUGGUACGAGACUGACUGUUUUUGGUGCUGAUUUGUUACUUAAACUGUUUUCUUAACCUCAAAAUUGUCUGAGCAAACUAUGAUCAAGACCAAAGGGCUUUGAAAAUAACCUGAUCCAUGUGUAAGGCUGGGUGUGCAUGCUGUAGCACAGGGGAAUUGAAAAGGAAACUUGUACAUUACAGAUAGAAUUCGACAGCAGCAAUACAUGCUGGUAAUUGUACUACAGGUAGCUUAUUUUUCACUGUGUUACAACAGAGAUACAGGACGUGAUCCAGUGAAAAUGGUACACAAAAGACUGAGUAUUUCAAAAGUUCCUUGUCAGGAUCUUCAUGCAGUUCACUGUAAUAGGAAGUGCAAUCUUGAGACAUGAGCAAGAACACUCACACUGCGGUCAGUUUGCAAGGAGAGCUGCCCUAAUGACUCAAGAAAUUCUUUGCACUAAAAAACCUCUGAAGGGCAGAAAUGCAGAAACAUGCUGCAUGGCUCUGAAUGCUGUAUCUGAGUCAGGUGGCAUGAAAAUAGAAUAGUGCCAGAAGGAUAGACUGCUAUCACAUGGAGCCCAUGCAAAUACCAUUCACAGACUGUGAUCAUCUGGAGGACCUCUGAACACUGAUGUCUCUCACCUGUAAAACCGCAGGAAGCACAAAGGCCUCCGCUUCACACCCCUCACACAGUGAGAGAUGUUACUGUAUCCGAGGACGAAGGCCCAGAAGUAAAUGUUUCCACGGCUUUCUCAUGUCAGCGUGACUCAUGUCAGAGCUGGGGCGACUGGGCUCUGUCUGAACGGGGACGGCAGUUACAGAGCCAGGCCGUAGAGCCCCGAUGCGUCUGAGUCAGAUUUCGAGCCCUGGAGGUGGGAAGCGGAAAUUGUGUGUAGGAAUUCUUCUUAGCAGUUGUCUGGGAAGUAGUUGAUACCAGAGGAAUUUGGUUUUCUAAAAAUGGAUUUGCUCACCAAAGAAACAAACAAACGCCAGUACAGGAGCGUCACUGGCCAGGUCUCUGUGAAGAGGCCUGCCCACGUGGGCAUUUAAUCAGGGUUUAUCUGGGAGUGGGCUUGAGACAGAUGUCUGGAUGAGUCAGCGAGGUGCCUUGAGACAUUGCAGUUGCCUGCUCUUGUGGCUGUCAGUGCAAUCUGACACUUCAGUGGGGAGAAGUGUGCUCAUCAUCCCUGUCUUUAAAACCACAUCGAUCACUGCGGUGUGACUGAGUCAGGGGCAGGGACAUGAAUCUGUCUCGUACCCUCCCGGUACCGCAGAAUACAAGUGGCAUAGCUGAGCCGUCCUUGUGAAGCGACGAGCAUUUCAUACCUGUUUUCAUCCGGCUGUGUGACUAUAGCAGCGCAGCAUUGACAUACUGUUUCAUGGGUACAUGGUUAUGCAAGAUUUAUGUGCAUGUUCGGAAGUAAGAACUAUUGCCAAGCAUUUGGAUCGUUUUUCCUAGUGCAUCAUACAGGAUGACUGUAUGGCCUUGGAUACUUGCACUCAAGACAAAUUGAUGCCUUUCUAAAUGCUAUUAUGUGUUAAAUCUCUGCAACAAUUAGUGAACAUCGCACAAUAUUAUUGAUUUGCCGGGAAGAAAUCAUUUGACACAUUUUACUGACUCAGUGACAUGUUGUCCUAACGACCCUGUAGAGGGAACGGGAGAAAGCUCGUGCAGCCAGCUGCUGUGUGUGAUCAGACACGGGUGGAGCAAGCCGAAGUGUGCAGCAACCUGCAGGCACACACCUUAGCGGUCGUCACCACGGGGACGAUACUUUCUCUCUGAGGUCGUGCUUUAGCUUAUACUGGUGGGGAUCUGGAUAAAAUCUUUGCAUCAGUCAAGCAGCUCCUGUGCAGAGUAGCCAUAAAAAAAAUGGCAGAAGUUUUGUUUAAUUGCUUCUGGUUAAAGAGCUCAUUCAACCACUGCGGAUUGGAAUGGCAUUCAUUUUGCAUCAGUUAUCAUAACAGAGGCUGCUGUGCAAGUGAAUUGGCUUAAUAUACAGUACGUGAUAACUCAGGUCUAGCCUUGCUUCUGAGCUGGUCAGAAUGUACUUGAAUAAGCCGUUAUGCCCUGAUGACAGAUUCAAAGCUUUUAAAUCCAAAAGACAUGAUCCACGCCCGUGUUUGAGAAACUCAGAAUGCCUUCAGCAGUGCUCUUUUUUAGUGUGCUGCAUAGUUGGUCUUGCAGAUUAGUAAAAAGGAAGCAGGCUGAGGAACUUGGAGAGCUGACAUUUUAAAAAAAUGGCACUCUCAAAUUAACCUGAAGUUUGCCACUGGCACUCUUCUGAUGAGCAAGGGAGAAACGUUAACAGAUAAUCAUGUCUAUGAUAGUAGCAGUUAGCAUUAUAAGUGGUAUAUUUAAACAAGUAUCUGAAACAGAAAGUCAUGCUCUGUGCCUUCAGCAACCCUAGUUUUAAAAUGAUGAAUAGUCAUUCUGUAUUCUAGUUUGCUGGUAUGAAUCACUGAAUCACCCGGUCAUGUGCUGACAGCAAAAAGGCUCUCAAGACCAAUAUCAGUCUCUCCUCCCACUGUCAGCAUCAAGAGGCCCAUUGUGGGAGUCUGGCUGACGGCUGGCCAGAGAGAGCAAUUCCACAAGAUGAGCGAACCUCUCCCAGCUUCUUCUGUUGUGUCUGAAGUUCUCCUCGAUGGUCCCUCAGCCUCAUGAUUGUGCUGUUUUCCCUUCUGCCUUCAAGGAGUUAAUAGCAGAUCAACCAUUUCCAGUGAGUCACGUUGUGCAAGUAACUCAUAGGCCUGUAUCUGGGUGCAACUUCAGACUUCAACUGAAACAGGCAUUCUAAUGCUGUGAUAAAGCUUUCUAAGAGAGGGACAAACACAUUUUCUGUUCAGUACUAUAAGCUGUGCAUUUGCACUUUCCUUGAGUAUCAGCUAUAAGGCUCAGUCUGGUGUGGUUCAUGUGCAUUUAAACUGAAGUUCCUUUACAGUGAAGAAAUAGCAGCUGAAGUCCCAUGUGUUUCAGUUAAGUUUUGGUAAGAAGAGCCACCUGGAGGAAAGUUGGCCACAUGGGGCAAAUGGGAUGACCGCAGUAACCAAACUCUUCUGACCUCUGGCAUCUGGCCUCUGACCUGAGUGGGAUUUGAACCCAUGCCUCCAGGGAUUAUCCACAGAAGGCUGAUAAACAGCAAAAUGCUCCUAGGAGCAAAGCUGACUGGACUGGAAUUUCAGUUAAUUCCAUUCAGUUGUUCCUCUUGGAGAACAGAAUUUAGGACAAAAAACAUAUUAACUGCAGGUUCCUCUAGCUGAAUCUUCACUGAACACUGAGAAAAUAUGGCGUCCUUAUUCUCCCAUACAAGAAACUGGCCUCUUUUGGUGAACAUGUCUAAAGCUACUGCUUGAGCAGACAAAGGGUUAAAAUGUUUAGGACUGAGGCCCACAAACAGGAACUCUGUUUUCAAGACAGUCCUGGAAAUUCCCCAGUUGCAAAUGUUGCAGUGUGGAGGACCUGCACAACACACACUGAUGGAGCAGCAUGGAGUUUGAAUCUUAAUUCAGAAUUUGAGACAGAAAAUAGACAAUCGUUCUAUAACGCAUUGUUGCUUGACCUAGCUCAUUUCUCUCUAGAAAUGUCCUUUUCCUUAAAAUGUUUCCACACCAGUAGAAACUAUAGUAUGUGUAAGCAGUGCACAGAGCAUUGGUCAUUGCGCAUUUAAAAUCAAGUGCAGCCAGCCUGCCUUCAGAACGAACUACCCAGCCGUGUGGUUGAAGCUAUUAUCUUGGCUUCUUUCAGGAUCCUUGGACUGAUUAGAUCAGCCAAAUUGCCUCUUGUCAUCUGUAACCUUCUUUUUGUGUCCUUAUAUUCUAAUUCCUUUCCAGCAAUAGCAACAAUACUUAGUUCCCCCUUGGGUCUGGCAUUUCCCUCCACCAGCAUGUAUGAAACCUAAAGAGAAAAAUGCAAACACAUUCAUGAUCUGUAGCUAAGCCAGACUUCAAAGGAGACUCACCAAUACUAAUACAUUCUUUCUGAAAGUUGCGUUACACAGAUAUCAGAGCCGAGAGAAAUCUAUAGGUGUUUAUAUACUGCAUAAGGAAGCAUUAGCGCUCUUCGAUGGAGGCACAUGGUACAUUCGAGAGAUUGCAAUGCAAAUUUAAAGAUGAUUACCAAAUUAUGGCUAAUGCUGCAGAAUUCUAGUCUAAGCAGCCUGUGUGACACGAGCAGUGUUAAUGUGCCUGGCUGCAGUGGUCUGCCCAUUAUGUGCCACAUCACGAGAGCUUCACUGGCCACAUGGCGAUCAAAGACUUGAAAAAAACAAAGGAAACAUUCUGACUGAAGGAUUCUCAUGUCUGGGUUCACUCUUAUUUUUAUAUUAAAAAAUGUUUUAUUUCUUUUUUUAUUUGUCGACAUUAUGGAGAUGGAACUUACAAGGGUUCUGCUACACGUCGCGUUUAUUUAUUUUUUUUAAUUUAUUUUUUUUUAUAGUUGUAAGUGCAGGGUGGCAACACAAACAUAUACCAAAGGCAGCCGAAGCAGUUACGCCUCAGUCGCAGCAGGCUGGGAUCCACUUCUGCAGAGGUGCAGCGCUCUCUGUCCCACCUUGUGUUACUGGUGGCUUCAUUGAGCAAAUGUUUUAUUGAACUGGCUGCAUGUUGUCUUCCUCAAGCAGGUGCUGGGUUCAAGAGGCCCAGCAGGAUCCAGUCCUCUGUGCCUGUGAGUCCUCAUAAUGUCAAAGCCCAGCUAUCUCGACUGCAGCUAAAUCCAGUUUUGUGAAGGAUUUUUGACAGAAGCUGUUUUCAGGACAGUGUUAUUGUGUCUGUUUUGUGCAUUCCAGUUUAGGCUGGGUUUUACAUUUUGUUUUGCCAGCUGUUGAGAAAAAAUGUCUGGGCACUUUCUGUUUAAUAAUGCAUAUGUAUUUAUGUAUAGGAGCAUUGCACAUUUAAAAAAACCCAUAAUAAAUGCAUUCCAAAAGCCA